UUUUGACAAUUGACUUAAUUCCGAAUUUGCGUCUUGUUCUGUGCUGGAGAAGCAUAACUUGUAUUUUUUUGACGAUGGCGGACGACAAAGAUGUGGUCGAAAAAACUAUUGCCGAGGACUUGGUUGUUACCAAGUAUAAAAUGGCAGGAGAAAUUGUUAACAGGGUUUUGAAGCAAGUAAUAGACAAGUGUGUCUCUGGAGCUUCUGUUAGAGAAAUAUGUCAAUAUGGUGACCAGCUUUUAACAGACGAAACCAGCAAAGUGUUCAAGAAGGAGAAGGAACUCAAAAAGGGCAUUGCUUUUCCCACUUGCAUAUCCGUAAACAAUUGUAUCUGCCAUUAUUCCCCAGUCCCUACAGAACCCGACUAUACUCUCAAAGAUGAAGAUGUCACUAAGGUUGAUUUGGGAGCCCAUAUAGAUGGAUUUAUCGCUGUCGUUGCACAUACCAUUGUAAUAGGCGCCUCCAGUGAAAAUAAAGUGACUGGAAGACGUGCUGAUGUCGUAUUGGCUGCCCAUUACGCAUCACAAGCAGCGCUUAGGCUGAUGAAAGCUGGAAAUGAAACUUACGCUGUCACCGAUGCAGUGCAAAAGGUGGCAGAGUCCUACAAGUGCAAACCGGUAGAAGGCAUGUUGAGCCACCAGCUGAAACAGUUCAAGAUCGAUGGUGAAAAGACAGUGAUUCAAAAUCCCAAUGACGCACAGAAAAAGGAACACGAAAAAUUUGAAUUUGACAAAUAUGAGGUGUAUGCCAUGGACGUACUAAUCAGUACAGGUGAGGGUGUAGGUAAAGAAACGGAAACUAGAGUUUCUAUCUACAAGAAGACGGAAGAACAAUAUCAGCUCAAACUGAAGGCUUCGAGGACGUUCUUCAGUGAAGUGAGACAGAAGCAUGGCAACAUGCCUUUCAAUCUGAGGUCUUUCCAAGACGAGACCAAAGCCAAGAUGGGUGUUGUUGAAUGCGUGAAGAACAAGCUGAUCGAGCCUUUCCAAGUCUUGUAUGAAAAGUCAGGAGAAUUUGUGGCCCAGUUCAAGUUCACUGUGUUGCUUAUGCCCAAUGGGCCCCAUAAGAUAACCGGUCUGCCGUUUGAGACAGAACUGUUCCAAUCUGAAAAUUCGAUAACAUCCCCUGAACUCAAAACGAUCCUGAAUAGUUCCGCAAAUCCCAAGUCUGCCAAGAAAAAGAAGAAGAAAACCGAAACGACUGAACAGCAAGGCGAUGUUGAUGCUUCUGCAUGAGUGUUUGGAUUGCAUUAAAGGGUCCAUUUGGCGACAAGUGGAAGAAGAAAAUAAUGAAACAAUCCUGUACAGAAAACAGAGUUAUUUGGCGCCGGAAGACAAAUCUCUGAUUUUAUAGCCAACUUCUCCAUUUAGUCAAAUCUGAUCCUUGUUUCCAUCAUUGUUCAUCCACAAUAAGUCUACUUUUUCAUAAUAAAAAAUUGUAAUUUUUUUUUCUUUUAAAAUUUUCUUAAUUGUCAAGCGCCAGAAUUUUUCAUAUAGUGCAAAUUGUUGAAACCAGUAAUUGUUUAUUUUACAUGAUAAGGACAUAAUGCAUAAGGACACGAAAAAGUUAAGAUUGUUGUGUAGAGAUAGCAAAUAAAAUAUUUGGUAUUUUU
Molecule: messenger RNA, 1612 nt
Organism: Harmonia axyridis
Lineage: Eukaryota; Metazoa; Arthropoda; Insecta; Coleoptera; Coccinellidae
Product: proliferation-associated protein 2G4
Exons: 5
Coding region: 75-1235 (386 amino acids)
Source: RefSeq, a predicted model, not a curated record